CUUCAGGCCCCCGGCUCACACACUUCGUACAUACAUAACGUUAUAUCUUUGACACAACACGAUCUCAAUGAGAUAAUGAUAUUCUCCUUUUUGCCCUCCAUCACUUAAGCCUCUCAAGCCCCCCACCUACAAACACCUUCAUUCCUGUCAUGGGCGUCCUCCUUCUCCUCAGUCUGCUACGCCGUCUGCGCAACAAUAAUGACGACUACCAACAGGACUACGAGCAAGAACUGCGUCGCGAAUACCGCCGCCAAUGCAAGCGUCAGCGCCGUUGGAAUCGCCGCCACCCGCACUGCCCCGCUCCGGUGCCUGCUCCUGUUACAGCUGUGCCGGUCGUCCUUCAGCCAGCGGCGCAGCAGUCUACAGUGACGUCAAUGCAGCAGCCCCAAGUUGCGCAGCCAGCGUACCUUGUCGACCCAACCACUCGAAAGAUGCUGACACCGACGAAGGACAUUUCAGUGUAAGCAGAUCGACCGAACAGCUGAGCAGUACGCGGUUGAGAACGAAUCAUCCGUCGUGAAAAAUUAGCAGCUUCAUAGCCGAUCAACUCAGGUUGAGUGAAAGAAACCCAAUCCGCACGUAUAAGAUCGCACUAUUCCAUUACUUGUUGAACGCACAAACAAACAGCUACGUGCUAACUACUACUAGUAAUAAACUUUUUUUGGCGAGAAGACGUAUUUACUCUCGUUGCGGUGAUGCCAUUCACGUUGAUGUGGCCUGUGCUGGU
Molecule: messenger RNA, 727 nt
Organism: Phytophthora nicotianae INRA-310
Lineage: Eukaryota; Oomycota; Peronosporomycetes; Peronosporales; Peronosporaceae
Exons: 1
Coding region: 150-464 (104 amino acids)
Source: RefSeq, a predicted model, not a curated record